AUGACGGCGCAAAUACCCUCUACAACACCCUACGCCUUCCCGCAUACGCCGUCUUUGCGCCCCAGUACCACGGCCCUCGUCAUCAUCGACAUGCAGCGCGACUUUCUCUACCCAGGCGGCUACCUCUCCGCCUCGGGCUACUCGACCAGCCGCUUUGCAGCGCUAAUCCCGCGCCUCGCCUCGCUCCUCUCCACCUUCCGCCGCGCAGGCUUCCACGUGGUGCACACGCGCGAAGGCCACGAUGCGAACCUGGCAACGCUAAGUAGCAGGGAGGCACACCGGAGCGCGGUCAAUGGCGCCGGGAUAGGGAGUCGAGGGCCGCUGGGACGGCUGCUGGUGAGGGGCGAGGAGGGACAUGGGAUUGUCGACGAGUUGGCGGCGCGCGAGGGGGAGCUGGUCAUCGACAAGCCUGGCAGGGGGGCGUUUGCGCAUACAGAGUUGGAUCUGGGGCUGAGGGCGAGGGGAGUCAAGAAUCUGGUCGUGUGUGGCGUGACGGCCGAUGCGUGUGUGAGCAGUACGGUGAGAGAAGCGAGCGAUAGGGGCUAUGAUGUUCUGGUUGUUGAAGACGGUGUUGAGAGCGUCAGUGACGAGUUGAAGAAGUGGAGCCUGGAGAGCAUCAGGAUAGAGGGCGGCUUGUUUGGGGUGACGGGGACGUGUGAGGCGGUUGAAGAAGCCGUGCGGAGUUGGAUAGACACAGGCGGCGAGUAG
Molecule: messenger RNA, 708 nt
Organism: Exserohilum turcica Et28A
Lineage: Eukaryota; Fungi; Ascomycota; Dothideomycetes; Pleosporales; Pleosporaceae
Exons: 1
Coding region: 1-708 (235 amino acids)
Source: RefSeq, a predicted model, not a curated record